Messenger RNA from Drosophila willistoni, 2549 nucleotides. RefSeq lists its product as uncharacterized. Lineage: Eukaryota; Metazoa; Arthropoda; Insecta; Diptera; Drosophilidae. Bases 254 to 2239 code for a protein of 661 amino acids. The transcript is spliced from 3 exons. The record is from RefSeq and is a predicted model, not a curated record.
AGCCAAGGCCAUUCGAUAAAGUCACACAAAUGUAAUAAGUUAUAAACACCCAAAAAAUCAAAAAUAUAUACAUAUUUUUUUACACACAUCUCACAUUUCAGUUUUCACAGUCACAAGGCACACAACAUCAAAAACAAAUAAAAUAAAAUAUAAAAUCUGGCAAAACGCGUUGAACUAAACUGUGUAUUGAUGACAAAAAAUUGCUAUUUUUAAGUUGUUUAUUAGAAAAUUAUCAGAAACCAAAACGGGAAUAAUGGUACGUCCGGGACGCCGCAAGUGUCUGGAGGAGGUGUAUGGCUCCAAAUUGGAUUCUAUACAUCCGGUGAAAUCACAUGCAGCCACAGGCAUGGCUAUUACCAACUCGACCACAAUGAGGACUGAACGGAAUGGCAUAACUGGUGGUAUUGGUGGUGGUCGUGCUGCAGGAGGCGCCAAUGGAAUAGGCCUGGCCAUGGGUAUAGGUGGUGCGGCUGGAGCGGCGACUACACGAAAAACAGAAGCACGCACUCAGCGCAGUUUUGUUACGGCCAAUGAUUAUUAUAUUACAACAAAUUUGCCAAUAACCGAAUCCAAUUUAAGAAAUGCCUCCAGUGCCACACAGGGCUCUAAUUUUUCGUCGGCGGUACAGGCCAAUCCUUAUGGUUCACCCUAUAAUGCCAUGUCCUCGCGUCGUAGUACUAUGCUUGGCAAGGCCACUGCUCGCCAGCAUCAGUCGCAGCAGCCGAAAGUGCCUCAUUUUGCCCUACCCGAGAGCAGCAGUAAGCCCCAAGGCACUUCCAGUGGGAUGAUUAAGCCAAAGGAUCAGCAUCGCGUACAUGGAGGAGGCCAUAACAAGUCUAUGACACAGCGUCCGAGCUAUGUUGCGGCUGCACAUAAUGCCGUUGAUACCAAUACUGGCACCGAGUUCUCGGACAAAGAGCUCGUGUUGCCCGCCGCUGGGGAAGGUCGCACGCGUCGUUCCCAUUCACAUCAGCAUAAACAUCAGCAUCAGCACCAGAAUGGGCAUAUGCAGCAAGCACAUCCUCUGCAGCAUCAAUUGCAUCAACAGCAGCAAUCAAACUAUGCUCAAGGGGCUCACAAUCAUGUCCAUCAGAAGCAUAUGCACACCACUGCUCAUCCAUCGAAUGGUCAACAUUCGCGUCAGCGUCAGCUUAACAUUCAGAUGCCUGGCCACGGAUCUGGAAUGCCUGUCAGCAAGACGCAGGUAACUCCAGCAACUGAUGAUGACAAGGACGAGGAUCCUGAUGAGUUUUUUGAGCUAAUACGUCAGACAGUCCAAACGGCAAUCGGUAGCACCAUAUCGGAAGUUCUUCGUACCAACUUUCGAGAUUUGAGUCAUAAAUUAGAUCUAUUUACCGGUGAACUAAAGCAGACCAACGAGCAUUUGAAUAAACUACAGGAUCAUGUUACCAGUAAGGUGGUCCACUAUGGCGAAGAGAAUUCGCGUCAUUUUCGUUAUCUCUGCAUGAAAUCAGAGUAUGAUAAAAUGUUCUAUCAACAUCAUACUAUGCUGGCUGGCAAGCCAAUGCUAUCGGAGGCUGGAGCACGGCAAUCACAGGUUACUCUGACACCACAAGCUCAAGGGAUUGAGAAUCCGAAUGGGAAACCCAGUUCGAAUUUUAAAUAUGCAUCAAAGUUGGCCAAGCAUCUAAAUGCCCAGAAGUUAAACAAGAACAAUGGGAAUAAGGAAACUAUCGAUGGCAUUAAAGUGCAGAAUCCUUGCGCAUGCCACACCACUUCGAAAGCAACAAUUCACCAGCCGCAGCAACAGGCGGCCGAUUCCCAAAAAACUGGAUCGGAGGAAAGUAUCUGUUUGAAGACCUCGGAACUGGAAAUGCGUGAAGUGUUGGGGCAAAUUCAACGUUUCUGUAACAAAAUGCAGUUAGGUGAUGUCAAGGAAGACGAUAAAUUGCCAUAUAAUCUAGAGGAUGGGAUGAAACCCAGGACCCCAGUGCCGCCACCGAGCAUUAGCUCAGAGGAGAGUACUCUUAAGCCUAUUAGCUCGAAGUCCAAACCAAAAGAUGUCGACAGUGAUCUGGAAACGCCAGUGGAUAGCAUGGAUGAGACAUACAUUGAAAUGAAUGAGUUUCAAUAUAGCUCCGAGGAUAUAUCCUCAGCCAGUGAUGAUGACUCUGAUGCAAAAUAUCAGGCAGGAGCAACCACUUCUCGUACUACUCCCUUGAAAGCAAUUCGAAUGACUGCACGCUCCUCUCAUAAAGGAGCCGGCGACGGGCAGUAGAAACAGGAUCAGAUGCAACCAGACACACACAUAUAUAUACAGAAGAAAGAGGAGGAAGAGGAGAAUGAGAAUUAACAAAUCACACAAAAACUCCUUGUUAAGUGUUUUCUUUAUUCGAUUUAAGAUGUGACCAAAAUUUCAAAAUAUUUGUGCUACGGCUAAGUUGCAUACAUCAAGGCAAAUUUCGGAAAAUUUUUAGUUUAACGUGUAUGUAAUAAUAUUGUCAAAGAUUUUAUGUUAAAAUGCGGGAAAUCUGAAUAAAACACCCCGUGUCAGCAAAUCGUCUUAGACAUGGGCAUCGUGACCCACA